AUGGCAAUUCUCAGCAACGUCUCGUUUUCUUGCAGCAUUAGCAAUAUCUCUACGAAACAGUCUCUCUCUUCUCUCUCCAAUUCUCCUUCUUCUCGUUCUCAUUGUCUCAUUCGCUGCUCACAGGAAGGGAAAGAAGUGGUAAGUCCAUUAGGAAGUGUGGUUUUGUCAUUAGGAGAAGAGGUUUCAAAGAGAAGUCUGCUUGCGAUUGUCUCUGCUUCUCUCUUCUUUGUUGAUCCUGCUCUUGCCUUUAAGGGAGGAGGUCCAUAUGGACAAGGAGUCACCAGGGGACAGGACUUAUCCGGCAAGGAUUUCAGUGGACAGACUCUCAUCAGGCAGGACUUCAAAACGUCAAUCCUAAGGCAAGCCAACUUCAAGGGUGCAAAGUUGUUAGGUGCUAGCUUCUUUGAUGCAGAUUUAACAGGUGCUGAUUUAUCAGAAACUGAUCUUCGAGGUGCAGAUUUCUCCUUGGCAAACGUAACAAAGGUGAAUUUAACGAACGCUAACUUGGAAGGAGCUACUGCUACCGGAAACACAUCAUUCAAGGGAUCAAACAUUACAGGCGCUGAUUUUACUGAUGUUCCUCUAAGAGAUGAUCAACGAGUAUACCUUUGCAAAAUCGCUGAUGGGGUUAAUGCGACUACUGGGAAUGCCACAAGGGACACAUUACUCUGCAACUAA
Molecule: messenger RNA, 678 nt
Organism: Microthlaspi erraticum
Lineage: Eukaryota; Viridiplantae; Streptophyta; Magnoliopsida; Brassicales; Brassicaceae
Source: the annotation of a GenBank genome assembly